Messenger RNA from Trichomycterus rosablanca, 497 nucleotides. It is a transcript of the gene pvalb9, whose product is annotated as parvalbumin 9. NCBI's taxonomy places the organism in Eukaryota, Metazoa, Chordata, Actinopteri, Siluriformes, Trichomycteridae. Gene Ontology annotation, cellular component: cytoplasm. The coding region runs from base 1 to 330 and encodes 109 amino acids. Gene Ontology annotation, molecular function: calcium ion binding. The record is from RefSeq and is a predicted model, not a curated record. The transcript has 4 exons.
AUGUUACUCACUGACAUCCUUUCUGCUGGAGCCAUUGAAAAUGCUAUCAAGGACUGUGAAGCUCCAGACUCCUUCUGUUACAAGAAGUUUUUCCAACUCUGUGGCCUGAGCCAGAAAAGCCCGCAAGAGGUCAAAGAUGUGUUUCGCAUCUUAGAUGAUGAUGACAGCGGCUUUAUUGAGGAGUCUGAGCUCAAGUUCUUCUUGCAGCGGUUUGUCCCAGGGGCACGAACUCUGACAGAGAAGGAAGCUAAGAGCUUCAUGUCAGGUGCAGAUGGUAACAGUGAUGGCAAGAUUGGAGUAGAUGAAUUCCAGAGUAUGGUCCUGUCCUAAAAGAAUGGCUGAUUUCCAGUAUAUCAGCCACAAUCUUGUGCACUGUGGGUUUAUCUGUCCCACUGCUUUUUACUUUUUCAAACUUUUCAAAGCCCAAGAUUUGCACAUCUCUCAUUUUUAUUUACUAUGUUAAUACAUUUGAUGGCUGAUUGUCUGUGUCAUUGUCA